GGGUUUCUCUUUCACUUUGACUUGCCCUAGGGAUGGGCUGUGACACUUUACUUUUUUUCUUUUUUCUUUUUUUUCGGUCUUUUCUCCUUGCUCAGCUUCAAUGUGUUCCGGAGUAGGGACGGGGUGGCUGAACCUCGCAGGUGGCAGAGAGGCUCCCCUGGGGCUGUGGGGCUCUACGUGGAUCCGAUGGGGCCGCUGGUGACCUGGGUGGUCCCCCUCCUCUUCCUCUUCCUGCUGUCCAGGCAGGGUGCUGCCUGCAGAACCAGUGAGUGCUGUUUUCAGGACCCGCCAUAUCCGGAUGCAGACUCAGGCUCGGCCUCGGGCCCUAGGGACCUGAGAUGCUAUCGGAUAUCCAGUGAUCGUUACGAGUGCUCCUGGCAGUAUGAGGGUCCCACAGCUGGGGUCAGCCACUUCCUGCGGUGUUGCCUUAGCUCCGGGCGCUGCUGCUACUUCGCCGCCGGCUCAGCCACCAGGCUGCAGUUCUCCGACCAGGCUGGGGUGUCUGUGCUGUACACUGUCACACUCUGGGUGGAAUCCUGGGCCAGGAACCAGACAGAGAAGUCUCCUGAGGUGACCCUGCAGCUCUACAACUCAGUUAAAUAUGAGCCUCCUCUGGGAGACAUCAAGGUGUCCAAGUUGGCCGGGCAGCUGCGUAUGGAGUGGGAGACCCCGGAUAACCAGGUUGGUGCUGAGGUGCAGUUCCGGCACCGGACACCCAGCAGCCCAUGGAAGUUGGGCGACUGCGGACCUCAGGAUGAUGAUACUGAGUCCUGCCUCUGCCCCCUGGAGAUGAAUGUGGCCCAGGAAUUCCAGCUCCGACGACGGCGGCUGGGGAGCCAAGGAAGUUCCUGGAGCAAAUGGAGCAGCCCCGUGUGUGUUCCCCCUGAAAACCCCCCACAGCCUCAGGUGAGAUUCUCGGUGGAGCAGCUGGGCCAGGAUGGGAGGAGGCGGCUGACCCUGAAAGAGCAGCCAACCCAGCUGGAGCUUCCAGAAGGCUGUCAAGGGCUGGCGCCUGGCACGGAGGUCACUUACCGACUGCAGCUCCACAUGCUGUCCUGCCCGUGUAAGGCCAAGGCCACCAGGACCCUGCACCUGGGGAAGAUGCCCUAUCUCUCGGGUGCUGCCUACAACGUGGCUGUCAUCUCCUCGAACCAAUUUGGUCCUGGCCUGAACCAGACGUGGCACAUUCCUGCCGACAGCCACACAGAACCAGUGGCUCUGAAUAUCAGCGUCGGAACCAACGGGACCACCAUGUAUUGGCCAGCCCGGGCUCAGAGCACGACGUAUUGCAUUGAAUGGCAGCCCGUGGGCCAGGACGGGGGCCUUGCCACCUGCAACCUGACUGCACCGCAAGACCCGGAUCCGGCUGGAAUGGCAACCUACAGCUGGAGUCGAGAGUCUGGGGCAAUGGGGCAGGAAAAGUGUUACUACAUUACCAUCUUUGCCUCUGCGCACCCCGAGAAGCUCACCUUGUGGUCUACGGUCCUGUCCACCUACCACUUUGGGGGCAAUGCCUCAGCGGCUGGGACACCGCACCACGUCUCGGUGAAGAAUCAUAGCUUGGACUCUGUGUCUGUGGACUGGGCACCAUCCCUGCUGAGCACCUGUCCCGGCGUCCUAAAGGAGUAUGUUGUCCGCUGCCGAGAUGAAGACAGCAAACAGGUGUCAGAGCAUCCCGUGCAGCCCACAGAGACCCAAGUUACCCUCAGUGGCCUGCGGGCUGGUGUAGCCUACACGGUGCAGGUGCGAGCAGACACAGCGUGGCUGAGGGGUGUCUGGAGCCAGCCCCAGCGCUUCAGCAUUGAAGUGCAGGUUUCUGAUUGGCUCAUCUUCUUCGCCUCCCUGGGGAGCUUCCUGAGCAUCCUUCUCGUGGGUGUCCUUGGCUACCUUGGCCUGAACAGGGCCGCACGGCACCUGUGCCCGCCGCUGCCCACACCCUGUGCCAGCUCCGCCAUUGAGUUCCCUGGAGGGAAGGAGACUUGGCAGUGGAUCAACCCAGUGGACUUCCAGGAAGAGGCAUCCCUGCAGGAGGCCCUGGUGGUAGAGAUGUCCUGGGACAAAGGCGAGAGGACUGAGCCUAUCGAGAAGACAGAGCUACCUGAGGGUGCCCCUGAGCUGGCCCUGGAUACAGAGUUGUCCUUGGAGGAUGGAGACAGGUGCAAGGCCAAGACACGAAGAGCGACUAUCUCAAUCACAACGGCUGGUUAUUAAGCACUUAUGGCAUACCCAGCCCAUUCCAUCCACUCACAUGAUUCCCUACCAAAUCCCUACAACCACCCCCUGAAAGGAACCAUGACUGUUGUACUUUACAGAUGUGAUCGUUGAGGCUCAGAGAGGGUGAGUGACUCGCCUGAGGCUAUGUAGCACACACAGCAGUCACAUUUGGACCCAAAUAACCCAGAGCUCCUCCAGGCUCCAGUGCACCUGCCUCCUCUCUGCCCCGCGCCUGUUGCCACCCAUCCUGCGGGGGGAACCCUAGAUGCUGCCAUGAAAUGGAAGCUGCUGCACCCUGCUGGGCCUGGCAUCCGUGGGGCAGGAGCAGACCCUGCCAUUUACCUGUUCUGGCAUAGAAUGGACUGGGAAUGGGGGCAAGGGGGGCUCAGAUGGAUCCCUGGACCCUGGGCUGGGCAUCCACCCCCAGGAGCACUGGAUGGGGAGUCUGGACUCAAGGGCUCCCUGCAGCAUUGCGGGGUCUUGUAGCUUGGAGGAUCCAGGCAUAUAGGGAAGGGGGCUGUAAACAUUGUGGGAAAAAUGACGGUCCUCCCAUCCCACCCCCCACCCCACCCUCACCCCCCUAUAAAAUGGGGGUGGUGAUAAUGACCUUACACAGCUGUUCAAAAUCAUCGUAAAUGAGCCUCCUCUUGGGUAUUUUUUUCCUGUUUGAAGCUUGAAUGUCCUGCUCAAAAUCUCAAAACACGAGCCUUGGAAUUCA
Molecule: messenger RNA, 2932 nt
Organism: Pan troglodytes (chimpanzee)
Lineage: Eukaryota; Metazoa; Chordata; Mammalia; Primates; Hominidae
Gene: IL12RB1
Product: interleukin 12 receptor subunit beta 1
Exons: 17
Coding region: 187-2211 (674 amino acids)
Biological process (GO): cytokine-mediated signaling pathway
Cellular component (GO): external side of plasma membrane; membrane
Molecular function (GO): protein binding; cytokine receptor activity
Source: RefSeq, a predicted model, not a curated record